CCCUCCGGGACCCGCCGCCCACCCGCCUGUCUGUGGCCCUGCGAGGCUCGGCCGGCUGGGCCCGGCGAGGGGAGGGGGGCGUGGGAGUAACUGCCGCGGCCUGGGCCCAGCCCGGCCCGGGUUCGGCGCGGCUCCGGCUUGGGCUCAUCGUGCGCUCCCUCCCCUGUCACAGACCCUCAGGCCAACGAGGCCAUGGAACUGCCGGUCAAAAAGAUGAGGCACCUGAAGAGUCUCGGUCUCUGGACUUUCCCUGAAUUAUGAAAGCCCAACGCUUUACCCUACCAAGUAGAAGCUGCUCCUUAGGAUAUUUCUAAGGCUCUUGGUUCUUCCUGGACCUCAGAGGCUCGUGGUGGCCUGUCGGUGACUGCUGAGUGGCCAGGUGGUUGGUUAGGCUUAUGGAGAGACGAAACAGCCUGUCUUCUUCCUCGCUUGACUCUGAGACCCCAUCGUUCUCCUCACGCUCUGCCAGCGUGAGCGGUACCAGUUCUGUGGGUCGCUCGCCCCUCCGGCAGCGAGUGGUGCAGCUUCUGACCUGUGUGGAGGACAUCAGCUCAGAUGAGGACAUUCAGGAAGAGAUGGCUCACACGCUGGAUAAGGCUUUCCUGCUGUGGGAGAAAAAGCUGAAGGAGAAAUAUCUUCAACUUAGGUUGCACGUCAUAACCUGGAACGUGGCAUGUGCAUCGCCUCCCACCGACAUCACUGACUUGCUUCUGCUUGACAACCAGUCUUCGACCCCAGACAUAUAUGUCAUUGGUUUACAGGAAGUAAAGUGUGGCCUCAUCAAUUACCUUUCUGAGCUGGCGUUUGAAGAUCCAUGGAGCAAGCUCUUCAUGGACAUUCUUUCCCCCCUGAGUUAUAUCAAGGUGUCUUCCAUCAGGAUGCAGGGACUCCUCCUACUGGUCUUGGUUAAGCGCCAGCACGUGCCCUUCAUUUCUGGCAUCUACACCAACUACACCCGUACUGGCCUCGGUGGCUUCUGGGGGAACAAAGGGGGAGUCGCCAUCUGCUUCCGGUUAUAUGGCUAUGCUAUCUGCCUCCUCAAUUGUCACCUGCCAGCCCACGUUUCUAAUGUUGACCAGCGGCUCAACGACUUCGACAGGAUCCUGGAGAUGCAGAACUUUGAGAAGGAAGACAUCCCCAAUAUCCUGGACCAUGACCUCCUCGUGUGGUUCGGUGACCUAAACUUUCGCAUUGAGGAUUACGGGUUGUGUUUCGUCCAGGAAUCCAUCAACAAUAAGCACUACAGCGUCCUCUGGAAGAAAGAUCAGCUCAACAUGAUCAAGAAGACAGAUUCACUGCUCCAGCAGUUCCAGGAGGGUCCCCUGCUCUUCCAACCAACCUAUAAAUUUGACAUCAACUCAGAAAAUUAUGAUUCCAGUGAGAAAAGACGAAAACCAGCGUGGACCGACCGCAUCCUUUGGAGGCUGAAGCAGGAGCCUUUCGAUAACUCUGAUGAGCCUGGGGAAUGUGAGACCUUCUUCUCUCUGAUAUUGAAAAGUUAUAAAAGCCAUAUGAAAUAUAAAAUCAGUGACCACAAACCAGUCACCGCAACCUUUGAGCUAGAGCUGAAGUCCCAACAAUUAACGACACCGAUCACUUUGAUUCCUGAGAGUCAGUGGAUCACGCCUUAUGAUUUGGUGAUCAGCUACAUCCAGAGCCCUGACUUCAGCAGCAGCCCCUGGGAUUGGAUUGGUCUCCACAAGGUCGUGAUACGCCACUUGAAGGACUACGUGACCUAUGCCUGGGUCAAAGACAACUUGGUCUCCUCAAAUGAAGGGCUUAACAAGGUUUAUAUCAAUGCCAGCAGUUUCGCAGAGGAAGGGGGAGAGUUUCUUCUCAGUUACUAUAGUAAUGACCUUCAGGCUGUAGUGGGGCUGAGUGAACCCUUUCAGAUCCCUAGAAAUGACAUGACUCCAGAAGACUGGAGAGAAAAGAAUGGAGAUCCACUGAUGUAUUGAGCCAGGGUGAAUGCCUAAAUGGGGGGUCACAGCUCCCCGGGAUGGCUGCUGCUUGUGUGUCCAGUUUUCUCAAGGGCAGCCCCUGCAGAGCCGUCCACCUCUCCUAAUCACCUCCUGGUUCCUCAUUCAGGACUGGGAUUAGGUUUCAGUUCCCAGGAUAUAGAUGAAGCCAGCUGCUCCACCUGCAGCGGAUUCUCAAGAAUGAUCAACUGAGUGAUGGGGGAUUCUUCGAUGCUCCCCACUUCCUCUGCUUCCUCCCCGGGUCUCCUCCUCCCACCCUCUUGCCCUGCCCCAUUACCUAGGGAGGGCCGAUUGCCUUCGAAAUGUCCUCGGUGGGGCUGCUACCACAUGCCCCAACUGGCUCCUGCCCCACAUUCCUGUGAUUCCAUCUCCAGGGCUCUGGCUGGCAGGGAUGGGCAGCCAGAGCUGUACGGGGUCCUCUGACCAGCUGGCAGCAGGCCCCCAAGUUUUAGGAGGAAUCUUGGCAGAUCGUAUCCCUCUGUGGCAGGGCAGGGGUGACAUAGUGAUGGCCGUGUCCUAAUGUGCCCUUGCAGCAUGGAGAAUUAGGCCUAUAGCGUCGAUAGAGUAGCACAUUGCUAACUGUCUCAUCAAGAGGGUCCUGGAUCAGGAAGCCCUUUGGCAAUAAGGUGCAGUCUCGGGUCAUGGGGUGGGGGGCAUUCAGUCAGUUCUGAUGCCUCCUGAUCUUGGCUGUGAGGCAGCUGUGGCUCCAACCUUCCCUCUGGGCAGAGUCACGGGAACGGAAGGAGCUGGCCCUGAGCCUCCUCAUCUCGCCGCCUUUCAGUUUUUCUGGGAUAGUCCGACCCCCUAACAAUUAGGUCCUUACAAGCCAACUCACUUAGCAUCAUUGAACUAUGAGAUACCGGCCCACAGGAAGCAACACUGGGACCCCUCUGCAUGGACUGAGCAAGCUGAUAGUUAAGGCCAUCUGGGGAUCUUUAAAAAACAUUCCUCUCUAGGUACUAUCAUGAAACUUUUGAGUCAUUCAACACCCCCAGCCUCUGGGGGUCACUGGCAACUCUGCCUUAGUCUCCUAGGAAAGACCAUCUCAGGGAGCCCACUCUGGGACAUCACUGCGGUUCUCUCCUCCCUCCUACCCAGAGUCCCCCGGAGGGGGUCGAUUCAGUGACCACAGAGCCCCUUCUCCGCAGAGAAGCUCGCCGAGGGGGGCUCCAGGCUUGUGGCUGCUUGACAUUUCCCCUUUGGAAGUCUCGGAUGUCUCCCUUCGCUUCUGCUGUUUCUGCCCCGGCUCCCCAGCCCAGCGACCUGACACUGGGUAUCUGUGUCUGUUAUAUUUGAGAAUAGAGAUAUGGCUUUUA
Molecule: messenger RNA, 3295 nt
Organism: Antechinus flavipes (yellow-footed antechinus)
Lineage: Eukaryota; Metazoa; Chordata; Mammalia; Dasyuromorphia; Dasyuridae
Gene: INPP5K
Product: inositol polyphosphate-5-phosphatase K
Exons: 13
Coding region: 396-1958 (520 amino acids)
Biological process (GO): negative regulation of phosphatidylinositol 3-kinase/protein kinase B signal transduction; phosphatidylinositol dephosphorylation; negative regulation of glycogen biosynthetic process
Cellular component (GO): endoplasmic reticulum; ruffle; cytoplasm
Molecular function (GO): inositol bisphosphate phosphatase activity; phosphatidylinositol-4,5-bisphosphate 5-phosphatase activity; phosphatidylinositol-3,4,5-trisphosphate 5-phosphatase activity
Source: RefSeq, a predicted model, not a curated record